Molecule: messenger RNA, 1465 nt
Organism: Fomitopsis serialis
Lineage: Eukaryota; Fungi; Basidiomycota; Agaricomycetes; Polyporales; Fomitopsidaceae
Exons: 4
Source: RefSeq, a predicted model, not a curated record
AUGUCGAAGGUGCCCGCCAAACCACUGUCGCGCAAGGAACAGAUGGAGGGAAACUUGGACCUUUGGUUCGACCAAGCGAACUCUGUGGACCUGCGGUCCGCCGACGCGACCCAAGAUGUGGUGGAGGAGAUCCGAGAAUUGCUGGUCAGAUAUGGUGCUCUCAUCGGCCUUCCGACGGGGACGACGCUCGAGCCUAUGUGGGCGUCUUUGCGGCUGAACGAUCUCAUGGAGGUGGUCAAGGGGAAAUCGUUCAACAAAGGCACGCUCGCGUGGGUCAAGCGGGAAUGGCCGGAACUCCUGCAAGGUGGCUACAGUAGGUGGCCCGGGAGCCGACUGUGGAAGGACGUGAACCGCGGUGUCGACGAUCCAAUGGCAGACGAUCAGCUCGACAACGAGGGCAACAACGAAGGUCAGUCUGGCAGCGAGGACGACGGAGUGCCGGGGAAUGGAGGAGAAGACGAGGACGAAGCUGAGCAGGACGAGCUAGAGCAGGACGAUGAUGAAAACGUCGGGGAGGAUGAGGUGCAGUCUCCGCCUCGGAAGUCUCAGCAGGCGAAGACCAAACGCGCGUCGAUCCUCGCUGAGUCGGCAAAGGAAGGGAAUAAGACGAAGGCAGAGCAGUACCGCAAGCAGCUCAAAAAGUGCGACUACUGUCGGACGGCUACGAGGGCUGUGAGACCGUGCGUGUUGGAGAAGGGCGGGGUAGCCUGUGGUACUUGUAAAACCGCAGGAAAGGGGUGUUACUACAACGGAUACUCCCUAACCGGAACGCAGAGCAAAACCGUGAACGUCCCCGCCGCGUCGAGCACUAAGGGUAAGAGAAAGGCCCCGGAGGAAGUGCAAGUUGUUCCCGGCAGCCGAGCUACGCGUCGCACGUCGACCGCGGCUGCAAAGGCCAAGCCGGUUCAUCGAGCGCGACGAUCGCAGUCGAUCGCCACCGUGGUCGAUGCAGAUGAAGAAGACACGGCUCCUACGACGGUGGUCUCAACCAAGGAGACGAGGAGUCUGCGUCCCAAACGCGAACUGACGGACUCGGUGGGAGACGCGCCGCGCAGGAAGCGGGCGAAGCCUGACGACAAGCCUGCGCCCACCGGUGAGGGCAAGAGGCUUCGCUCGUCGACAUUGGCGUCGACACGAUCGUCGUCGCAGACGGUCGUGACUCCAUCGUCUGACGUAGAGACUGGGGGACCGCUCCCUCACGGGUCGCCUGGUAGCGAGACCCAGGUGUCGGGAUUCGGCGCCCUAAACGUCGAUGAAGAUGUCGAAUCUGAUGGUGGGUCUGACAGCGGGUUGGUAGGAUCGUUGAGUGGGGAACCGCCCGACAUUGCAUCGCUAGAGUAUGUCGUCAGGCACAUCGAAAGGGAGCGCGACACGCUUUCCGGUCAGGUGAUCGCCCUGCAGGCGACGCACGCCUUGCUUACACAAAACCUGCAAGAGGCCAAGAAGCGACUGCGGGAUUUACGCA